AUGGGCGGACCUGACAACGGCGGCCCAAGGUUGAAGUGUUCGAACGCUUGUAGUAGAAUGAAAUUCAACAACCGCGUCAUCCAGCUUGUGGCGACCUUGUUCGUUCGUUCCACUUCUCCCAAGCGCCGUCAGUCUCCGCACGACUGGGCCGUUGAUACUAUGACGGACGCGCUCCGGGACGAAUGACCUCACUGCUGGACGACACUGAUGACAGAAGUUGGACGUCGUUGGCCGGAUCCUGGCUUUGCCGACCGAGUGUCCCACGACUUCUACGGGUGCCGACAGUCUUCGUCUCGAGCCUACGACCAUGUGGGCAAAUGGCGUGCCCGCUACCGAGCGUUUAUGCACAACGACCCCAGCUUCAGCCUCUCGUCCCUUCAACUCGCCACAACCUUUUAUCAAUCGUUGAGUGAUGUGGCUAAGCGGGAAGUGCGGGCUGGUAUGCUGCGGGAAUAUCGGGAUAACUCACUCGUGACUAUAGGGAGGUUCGGACGAACUGUCCCGUCCCUCGAGGAGGUUACCGACUGGGCCGCCAUCGCCGACGACACCGGCACGACAUCAGUUUCGACCCCGCCGAUUCGUACUGCGACUUAUGGAGCAAUUGCGAAAACGCCACGCACCGCCCCAUCCACGCCAAACGACGACGCACGUACCCAGAUCCGUCGAGCUCGAUGGAUGAACCGCGCCGGUAAAUGGCAACAGGCCCACCUGUGGAAGGAUCGGAACACGUGGUUUUCGCCAGCAUCGGGUGGGGUACCCGCCAGCAUGGCGUGUUUUAAUUGCGGUCAAGGUGGCCAUUUCUCACAGCAUUGUACAGCGGAGCGACAAUCCCCCUCGACCGUCCAAAUAUCAGCAAUUGCCUUUGCUGACAUGGACGAGGACGAAUGGUCGUCGGCCUCAGGUGACGUUGAGGACCCCCAGGUGCGAUUCCCCCUUCCCCUCGAGACUGAUUUGACUCGACCGUCGAGUUCCGCAUCCGCCUUAGUGACGCACCACUCUUGCCCUCCUGCAGACCUUGUUGGCCGAGUGAAAGACGUUGCCUCUUCUUCUUUUGAAGUUCAGACCUCAUCAAGUAGUUCGCAUCCAACCGUGCCGGCAAAUGAUGCAGAUCAACAUCGUCUCGACGAUAGCCUGGCUGACAUCGCGAUUGACACGGUGGAAGAUGUCUUGUACUACGCUGAUGCCGCGUCGCGCUUGUGUCAUUAUCCGGGGCCGGAAGUGGUGUCGUCUCGCAAGGCGGAAAGGACUGCUUCGGUGAGCUCUUUCCAGAUUCUUGUGCCGUCGGGUGUGUCUCUCUUGGCGUCCGCUGCGCCCCUGAUCGACAUCGACGAACCCGACCGACCUGUCGAGCCCGCCAUUGUACGCGCCCGCAACGUCAUCGCUUGGACGCUACCUUCUGGAAGGGUUUUGCGAUGUUUGAUCGACUCUGGAUCAGGAGGUGGUGCGAGUCGACCCGAGCUUCGCAACGGCCCGUUUGACUGCACCAUUGCACUUGCGCCUCGGCACCCAGGAUAAGUCCAACCGAUGUGCUGUGUUCGCCACCGCUCCUUUUUCGUCUGGCGCCCUAGAUCUCGGUUUGCGACCAUUUUUCGUUUGCCGUGUAACGGCGUACGACGCCAUCUUGGGGCUGCCAUUUCUUAAGGACACAGGCAUGCUCGUUGGUUGGGGCGUCUUCACCGUCGCGCGCACCGGCCCUUCGCAACCCGUCGCCCAGGAUACGCACGAAUGGGACCGAGCCGUCACCGUAGCACCUAUCUUAUCCGGUUCUGCCAUUGGCUGCAAUCACCCUGGGUUGCUUCCCGACGACGAGAUCAUCGGCCUCGAGCCACACAACCCGCUGCUCGAUGUCGUCGACGAUCCGGCGCUCGACGAUUUCUCUGAGUCCGAAGCACGAACACGAUUGGCUGCCUUACUCGAGAAAUUUUCUGAUGUGUUCGUAGAUUCGCUACCGAUGGACCAACUCCCACCGUACCGGCCAGUCAACCACGAGAUCCCGUUGAUCGAUCCCACCGAAAAGGUCAAACCCCGGGUGUACCCCCUUGCCGACAAAUAUCGCAGCCAGUGGGCAGAACACUCAGCUAAGUACACUCGUGGUCGAUUCUGGGUUUCGGGUCCGAUCGAUUCUGCGGCUCCGGUCUUUGCCAUUCUGAAGAAGAACUCCCAGACGGCUCGUUUCGUGAUCGACCUCCGCGCGCGCAACAACAACACCGUCAAGCGUUUUUCGCCCAUCCCGGACAUGACCAAUGUUCGAUACGAGGUGGCUCAAUCGCGUUAUCGCUCUAAAUUCGACGUGGCCGCGGCAUUUGAGCAGGUUCGGGUCAUACCGGAGCACGUCGAUCGCACCGGCUUCGCAACGGUGACGGGCACGUACACGUCGCGGGUCAUGCAGUUUGGUGACACCAAUGCGCCCAAUACCCUCAACCUCUUGACCUCGGCAAUGUUCCAGCCGUGUCUCCCGUUUGCCAAGAUCUUUUUCGACGAUGUCCACGUCCAUUCCGAUACCCGUCGUGCGCACUUGAGACACAUCAAGAUCCUGCUGAUGACAUUGAGACAUUACCGGUUCUACUUAGGAUCCAAGAAGUCCGAGUGUGACAGGCAACGUCGGAGGGGAUGA
This is a messenger RNA of Microbotryum saponariae, 2614 nucleotides long. The record is from the annotation of a GenBank genome assembly. NCBI's taxonomy places the organism in Eukaryota, Fungi, Basidiomycota, Microbotryomycetes, Microbotryales, Microbotryaceae.